Messenger RNA from Lobosporangium transversale, 1823 nucleotides. RefSeq names its product transmembrane amino acid transporter protein-domain-containing protein. The coding region runs from base 240 to 1718 and encodes 492 amino acids. NCBI's taxonomy places the organism in Eukaryota, Fungi, Mortierellomycota, Mortierellomycetes, Mortierellales, Mortierellaceae. The transcript is spliced from 7 exons. Gene Ontology annotation, biological process: amino acid transmembrane transport. The record is from RefSeq and is a predicted model, not a curated record. Gene Ontology annotation, molecular function: amino acid transmembrane transporter activity.
CUCCUACUCUUCUCACUUCAUUCCUCCCUCUUUCCAACUCGUUUGAACAACCAAGUGCAGCUUUCCUUCAUCAUCCACUCUCCCUAUAUUUCCGUUCAACUCUUGAUUCCUCUAUCGUACUUUUUCAUUUUGUAAUUUGUAGUUUUUUCCUCACAGCAUCUCGUCAACUAUCACAAAGAUUCGCCCUUCCUUUAAACCAGGCGUAUCCAUUAUAUUCGGCAUUUAACUGCUCCACCAUCAUGCCAAGGACUGCGAACUCUGCCGAGAGCUCUGCUCCUUGUGACGAGCCAGGCGCAGGCACAAGUUCGAUCUUUGAUGUGUCAGUCAAUAUCCUGAAUUGUACUGUGGGGUCAGGAAUUUUAGCCUUACCGUUUGCGCUCAAAGAGAGCGGGUUCGGACUUGGUCUUACACUAUCAGUCGUAGUAUCAGCUCUCUGCUGGUUUGCUCUCUAUAUACUCAUCAUCUCGGGAAAACGCAUCGGUGUAUACAAGUAUCCCGCUCUCUGUGAAGCAACUAUGGGCCCAUUUGGAAACUAUCUAUUAAAUGGAGUAAUGUUUUUCCAAUCGGUUGGUGCCUGCAUCACAUACUUGAUCGUCGUAGGAGAUACUAUUCCUGUAGUUUUGGAGCUCGCUGGGAUUGAAGCCACUCGACAAUGGACUAUUUUUAUCUCGUCCUUGAUCUUCAUUCUUCCUUGGCUCUUUUAUAGAUCGAUCGGAUCUCUGACCACGGUUUCGAUCGUCUCAGUGUUAACUCUUCCUCCCAUUUUGCUCAUUGUUGCUGUUCGUGGUUUUUAUUAUGCGCCUGAACAUAAGCACUCAUAUGAAUUCGUUGGUGAUAAUGUCUUCCCCGCAAUUGGAGUCAUGGCCUUUGCAAUGCUUUCGACUCAGACUGCAUUCCUCAACUUCACGACGAUGGCUCAGCCUACGCGCAAAGCAUGGGGACAGGCCACUGCAAUUGCUGUCUUCACUUCAUGGCUGGCCUCCUUUGUAUUUGCAAUCUUUGGCUUCGUUGCAUUUGGAGUCGAUGUCCAGGCCAAUAUCUUCAACUCCUUUCCCCUCACAGAUUACUAUAUCAAUUUGGGACGCGGUCUUCUCGGGUUCUCCAUGUAUUUGACAUUCCCACAAGCUUUCCUUCCUGCUCGUUCGUCCCUCCACAGUAUCCUCGGUCACGAAGACAACACAAAAUCACCCACAAUCAAAGAACACCUAUACACCACCAUUGCCCUCUUCAUCCCCAUCCUUGUUAUUGGAGUCUUUGUUACAAACCUAGGUCUUCUAUAUCAGCUCAUUGGAGGCUUCUGCUCCACCUUCCUCGCUUACAUCAUACCCGGCGCAUGCUAUUUUUUGGUUUUCUGGAGGAACGAUUUCAUCGGCAGCGUUGGUGGUCUCUCAAGCUUGCCUUCAAACGAUGAUGAGUAUGGAGAAGAUCGCUAUGAGGAUGAUGAGGAUUCAUUGGAUGAUGAGCAGGAGCGUUUGAUAAAACAAAAGUCGGCAGUGGUUAAAACAUCCACCUCCUAUGGAGCAACUUCGCCAUCACUCUCUACACCUUCGUCAUCUGCAACCGUUCUACAAACUACCGAAAUUUCCAAGAGACGUAAGGAAGAUCGUAAGACUGAAUUGUGGUUAGAUAUCGGAGCAGGUGUACUUGUAGUCUUUGGUGUGUUUGUAAUGCUCAUUUCGACCGCAAUUACCCUCAAAAAGAUGCUUGAGGUUGUAUAGUUGUACAAUAUGGAGGCUUUUUUUUUCAACUGUACAUUAUUUCUAUUUUUAACCGCAGCAAAAGUUAGUAUAAUAGAGCAAGGUUCUCAUUCCAUUCCUUUACCU